Messenger RNA from Hemibagrus wyckioides, 2726 nucleotides. It is a transcript of the gene prkag1, whose product is annotated as protein kinase, AMP-activated, gamma 1 non-catalytic subunit. The coding region runs from base 112 to 1188 and encodes 358 amino acids. The transcript is spliced from 12 exons. The record is from RefSeq and is a predicted model, not a curated record. NCBI's taxonomy places the organism in Eukaryota, Metazoa, Chordata, Actinopteri, Siluriformes, Bagridae.
CAGGUUGUUUCAGCGACCUGUACUAUGUCGUCAUUUCCGGUUGACGCUCCGGUCUGAUCUGAGGUGAGUCCUGGAGCUGGAGUGUGUUUAGAAGAAGCCCCUGUAUGGACCAUGGAGUGUGUUUCUGCUGUUAUUGAUGAAUUUGAGUGUAAAAAGGAGACACAGAUAGAUGAUCCUGAACACAAUGUGUACACUCGCUUCAUGAAGUCCCACCGCUGCUAUGACCUGGUGCCAACAAGCUCCAAAUUGGUGGUGUUUGACACCUCUCUGCAGGUGAAAAAGGCUUUCUUUGCUCUUGUCUCUAAUGGAGUGAGAGCUGCUCCACUCUGGGACAGCAAGAAGCAGUGCUUUGUUGGUAAGUGGGCUAUACAGCAUGUAAAAUUAAUCAUCUGGUAUUCAUUUACUUUUAUGCUACAUACUAAUUAUACAUUUCUUAUAGGUAUGUUGACCAUAACAGACUUUAUCAACAUACUUCAUCGCUACUACAAGUCACCUAUGGUUCAGAUAUAUGAACUAGAAGAACACAAAAUAGAGACAUGGAGAGAGGUCUAUCUACAAGAUUCUUUCAAACCUCUUGUUAGCAUAUCACCUAAUGCCAGUCUGUAUGAUGCCGUUUCAUCCCUGCUAAAGCACAAGAUCCACAGGUUGCCAGUAAUCGAUCCACUGACAGGGAACACACUGUACAUCCUUACGCACAAGAGGAUCCUCAAGUUCCUCAAACUCUUUAUUUCAGAGAUGCCCAAACCAGCAUUCCUAUCAAAGUCUCUAGAAGAACUUAACAUCGGAACAUUCCAAAACAUUGCCAAGGUCCACACAGACACUCCGCUCUACACGGCGUUGGGAAUCUUCGUCGAUCAGAGGGUGUCUGCACUGCCUGUAGUCGAUGAUAAUGGAAGGGUGGUUGACAUAUACUCCAAGUUUGACGUCAUAAACCUGGCUGCAGAAAAGACGUAUAAUAACCUGGAUAUUACUGUCACUAAGGCCCUUCAGCAUCGCUCUCAGUACUUUGAAGGAGUUCUCACCUGUCAAGCACACGAGACACUGGAGGCCAUCAUGAGCAGACUGGUGGAGGCAGAGGUACACAGAUUAGUGAUAGUAGACGAUCAUGAGGUAGUGAAAGGCAUCGUUUCUCUCUCAGAUAUUCUUCAGGCUCUGGUGCUCACCAACGGAGACAACGGCUCUGCUUGAGCGGUGAGACGAGAGGAAGAGCGGAGCCGAGAGAGAGAGAGAGAGAUGUGGCUGCUCGCAAACCAGAGCUAAGAAAUCAUAGCAACUUAAGGCGAUGGACUUUCAAAGGAUAAUCACACAAGAAAAAAUCGGCAAGAAGUCCAUCUAAUGUUAGAUUGUAGAGUGCAAAGUAAAUCUCCCACAAGCCUCUCCUGUUAGGUAUUGAUGAAAUCCAGAUUACUUUAGCAUUUAAGUUGAUGUGUAACAGAACCUGUUUUAUGUCUAGAGAAAGGAUAAGCUCUCCCUUCUCUUCCUCUUCCUCUCGAGGGAGAACGUGAAAAACCAAGAGCAAUAUACAGAUGUGAAAAGGGUGAAGCACAACUGCAAUCAUAUUUAAAGCACACACCAAAAUCCUCUACCUGUAAAACCUGAAGCAGCUCUAAAGCCCACUGAAACCUGCAGCUUUUCAUGACUCAAAACCACAUAUUAGCAUUUAUUAUUAUUAUUAUUUAUUACACACACACACAGUGUAAUGAAGGGAGGGAUGGCGGAUGAGAGCAUAUCAGGCAGUAUGUAUAUAAAUAGGCUUUUAUGUUAUUUUGUUAUUUUUAAUUAAUAUCCUGUUUAAAGUAAUUAUUAUCCUCAUUCUCCAAAACAUGUCAUGUUACCUAAUGUAAUUUGUGAAGAAAAGUUUUGAAAAACUCACAUAUAGAGGAUUUUAUCUCUUGAAGUUAGACUAAACUGUACAGAGUACAGAUGUUUGAAGCAUAAGGGUCCUUCUAAACAUUCUUUACUAUUAGCUACUGAUCUGUAGUUUUAGUGACCUGAGCUGUUGUGUCCAGCAUCCAGUCUACUUUCUUUUUGUUCUUAGAACUAGACUGAUUAUUUUUUUUUUUUUUUUAACUGAACUCACAGUCCAGAACAUCUGGAAGUUUGGCUACUCAACAUGAUUUUAAAUAAACAGCUUAUAAGGUUUUUUUUUGUGUGUGGUUAUCAUCUAUCAUCCUUCACAAUAUGGUUGAAGUGAAUGCAUAUCUUUUGGUUUUGUUUUGUUUUGGGUUUUUGUUGUAGAUUACAUAGAAGCACAGUGAAGCACACGCUUUAGGUAUCUCAGUAUGAGCAUGACAGUAAACUUGAAGUCUUGUGUGGCAGAACAGUGGAGUCUCCUAGUUUUUCAUUCAAUUCAUUUACAGUGGUUUAACCCUGUUAGCUCUUAAUGAUUUCUAUAUAAAUUCUUUAAAACCAGAUUCAUAAUAAAUGCCAGUUUGUUUAACGUUAUUAAAUUUGGAUGCCAGGAUCAUUUAAGGAGCGUGUGGACGAUGGAACUGAUCAGUAAAUAUCGGCAGCUUCUUCUCUAGGUUUUCAGUCGUGGACGGCUGCUGCCCAAAACCAUAGGAAAGGAAAAUGUCCAGUCCACUGGAUUACCAUGUGUUUUUUGUUGCUUAUGCUUAAUCAGUGAUUGUUUUCUUCUUAAUGAGUGAAAUGUGUAUACAAAUAUGUAUAUAUAAAUAUUUACAUUUUAUAUUUCACAUGUCAAUUUAUAAUGCAUGAGUGAAAUA